AUGACGAGCGCCGGAGGCUGCGCUCUCGUGCUUAUCUUAUUGGUUGGGAGCGUUUUCUGUCAGGACUAUGAUGUAACGGACAUUCAGUGUACAUUCGCGAGCGCCGGUACUGGAAUUCGAGAUUCCGUAUCAGCGCUAUUGCGAAAACCAGAAGGCUUCCGCGGAGCACCUCUAUUCGCUGAUGACAGAACGACAGACCCGGUAGCAGAUCCUGUGUGCCAGAUCCGACCUGAGGCGGAAGAUCCUACUGGUCUGCUGUAUAGACUACGCAUCGCGGAUUUUACAAAAUGCGGCGUACUGAAACGAAAUGGCUUCGUGCAUGUUCGCGUCUGGUUCCCGCAGUUUCCAGGUGUGGUGAUGCAAUCAGACCAAGAGCUGAUCAUCAUGUGCAAGCCCCCAGAGCCGACUAUCAUCGAGAACAAAGCAGCAGGUUUUGCCGGUAGCUUUCCGCACGGUGCUCGGGUAUCAGGUGUCGUGGAAGAGACCCCAGGGCGACUGGAGUACGAAGUAGCGUUGUACAAGGAGGCUCCGCCGGUCUCUCGUCAUUCAAAUCACUCAGUGGACAUGCCUGUUGAUCAGGCGGUGCCUAUAGGGACAAAGUUACAACUGCGCGCGCGCAUAAACCCUGACUCAGCCUGGAGACACAUCAAAUUGCUCGAAGUCGCCGUAUCUCCAGAUCCAGACCGACCACAUGCUGCUGGCGCUGUUCUCUUAGUUAAAGAUGGAUGUCGAAAUCGUGACUUCGCGUCAAUUAUUCCUCAUCAACCAGCACGGUACCGCGAGCGGCACAACGAAGUGUUUCUGGACUUUGAGGCCUUCCUGCUUGCUUCUAUGAAAGAACGAUCUACUCUCUGGAUACACUCGCAGAUCAAGGCGUGCAUGGAGCCAGCUGAUUGCCAGCCAGAUUACUGUCUUGAUUUGUACGAGCCGUCCGGUCACGGUCGAAGAAAAAGAUCCUUACCAGCGAUAACAGACCAGAACGCUACUAGCGCUUCCCUGGUGGCAGACAACGGUAGCACACCUUUCACCAGGUUCAAGGAGAACCUGGAAUAUACGGUUGUGAUGCCAGGAGAGCUCUUCCACAGAACACCAAUAGAAGCCACCUGCGCCACAUCCAUGAUGAUUGCUGUUGCGCUUGGAACCUUAUUAUUUAUGUCAGCCUUAUUAAUGUGUUACUUGGCAACGAAAUUAAAUUCUACUAUAAUGAAAAACAACAGUUUACACACGUCUCGUGGCAAGGGAUUCGAGCAGAUAUUACGUGAUCUGGCUCAUCAUUCCAUUCCCGAGUCGGGGAAAUAUCUAUAUCACAUAAUAAAGAAUUUCUUUUCAAGAUCGAUAAAAAUGAGCAGGAGUCCUAAAAAUGGCUCAGAUUCUAUUUCUCCUAGACCUAAACCCAAGCAACUCUGGUCAUUAGGUUUGGUGGAGUCAAUGAAAGAUCCAAAAUGUAUUUACAAAGAAAAUGAACGUAUUGUCGUUCUAAGGGAUAAAUACCCUAAAGCGAAAAUCCAUUACCUUGUACUGCCUCGUGAAGAAAUAAGCAGUAUAUACAAGUUAAAUAAAGACCAUAUUCCAUUACUUGAAGAGUUUGGACAAAUAUUUAGAGAGAUUCAAAAAGAUCACGCCGAUUUCUUGCUGCGUUGUGGCUUUCACGCAGUGCCAAGUAUGCAUAGAAUGCAUAUGCACAUAAUUAGUAAUGAUAUGAUUUCACCAUGCCUGAAAACAAGAAUUCAUUGGAAUAGUUUUACAACUAAAUUCUUUCUACCAUAUAAAGAUGUUCUUAAUAAAUUGAAAGAGGAUGGUUCAUUGGAUAAAAUGUCACCGGAAGCCCACAAAAGUUUUAUGUCAAUUCCAAUUAAGUGUAAUCAGUGUGACUUUGAACCAAAGACAAUGCCACAACUGAGACAACAUUUACUUACUCAUAUGGAGUGA
Leptosia nina is the source of this 1929-nucleotide messenger RNA. NCBI's taxonomy places the organism in Eukaryota, Metazoa, Arthropoda, Insecta, Lepidoptera, Pieridae. The record is from the annotation of a GenBank genome assembly.